AUGUAUCUCGAACAACUACCAGACGAAUUAUUACUAUUCAUAUUUGGUUAUCUACAAAAAUUCGAUGUAUUCUAUGCAUUUAGCCAACUUAAUCGAAGAUUUCAACAAAUUCUUGAUCCAUAUUCUUAUACAAUUGAUCUUACAGAAAAAAGUAGACCUUCGUAUCGACAAUUUCGUCAAUUUCUCGACUAUGUUCUUCCUUUAUAUAGAAGAAAUAUUCGACUUUUAAAGAUAAGUGGACAACAUCAAUGUCAGCUUCUAAAAAAUCGAAUCAGUUCGUUCUCUAAUCUCCAAACAUUAGUAAUAGAAGCAGAAGACUGCGAAGAAGAUGAAUUCGAUUCAAUCAAAGAUGAUCAACAUAGUUUUCUUCAUGAAGCUUUCGAAGUACCAUCACUAAUAUCACUUACAGUUUCAUUUGCACGGAAUGAUGUGCUAACCUUGCUCACUAAUUCAAAAUUAUUGAAGUUAGUUAAUCUAAAUUUAUUCUAUUUUCGUGGUUUAUCCGAUGUUAUUGAUGAAGUAUCACAUCUGCCAACUUCGAUCACACGUCUACAAGUUACUUUGGCUUCUGUGACUCCUUUACCAAAACUAUUCAGGCUAGUGCCACAUCUUAUAUCAAUAAAUUUAUUAAUGAUCACAUUUGAUGGUUUGAUCUUAAAUAAUGCAUGGGAACUUCCAGAAAAGUUAGAAGAACUUUAUUUAGAAUUUGGACAAUACAACGAUGAAGAUCAAUCUGAAGUUCAGCCGAAAAUGAACGUAAUAAAAAUGUUUCGUGAAUACUUUAAAGAAAAACUACGAUUAUCGGAUAAAACAAAGUUCUUAAACCUCAAGAGAAUCUAUAUGUAUCACAUUGAAGCUUUAAAAAUCGAUGUUCUUUGGCUCUUAUCACUACUUCUACAACGUUCUCCAAACGUCAAUUUUUUACACGUAACAACUACUAAUACUGAAAAAGCUAUCAAACAAAUUGAACAGAUUAUCAUGCCGCUCACAAAAGCUCGAAAGAAUCAAAUCACUCACUUUGAAUUGAGUGUAUUCUCAGAUGAAGAUGUACUGGGAGCUAUUAAAAAUUACAACUACCAUCCAACAUUUUUCUCAGAAUUAUCAAAGCUUGCUAUUCAUGAUUCGAGACAAAUUAUCAAACGUAUGAUAGCUUAUGCUAUAUAUGCAUGUUCAAUAACAAUUCGUACAUUCGUAGGAUUUUCUAUACUUAUAUUUGUUUUUAAAUUUGAUUUUCCACCAUUUAUGGUUCUUGCUCUUGUUAUUCUUAAUGAUGCAUGUUCACGUCGUCCCUUUUUUCUUGAACGUCCAUCAAUAAUAUUAAUUUGUGCAUUUUCUAUAACACAAUUUAUUGCAACAUUAAUUGCUGUUUGUGCUAAUUGGACUUUUACAGAUAUAGAAGGUUAUGGUUGGUCAUGGGCUGGAAUUGUUUGGAUAUGGGAUUUUUAUGGCUUUUUCCACUUGAUUUAA
Adineta steineri is the source of this 1467-nucleotide messenger RNA. Lineage: Eukaryota; Metazoa; Rotifera; Eurotatoria; Adinetida; Adinetidae. The record is from the annotation of a GenBank genome assembly.